Dipodomys ordii (Ord's kangaroo rat) is the source of this 6511-nucleotide messenger RNA. It is a transcript of the gene Tab3, whose product is annotated as TGF-beta activated kinase 1/MAP3K7 binding protein 3. Gene Ontology annotation, cellular component: extracellular exosome. The record is from RefSeq and is a predicted model, not a curated record. Lineage: Eukaryota; Metazoa; Chordata; Mammalia; Rodentia; Heteromyidae. Bases 262 to 2412 code for a protein of 716 amino acids. Gene Ontology annotation, molecular function: ubiquitin binding. The transcript is spliced from 9 exons.
CCCGGACCCCCCCGCGGGAGCAGACGGCGGGCGUGAGGGCGAGGCGGCGGCCAGGGGAGCCGCGACCGCCGGGACAGUGUUUUCUGCUUUUUCUUCAAGUUUUCCAUCGUGAAUGAUGUCGAAUUGUAUAAGGCAUCUUAAUUGAAAUAUUACCAGUUGAAAACAUUGGAGAAAAUGACUGUGAUGUUGGAAGAUCAUUUCUUUUGGAAGGCUGGUUAACAUUGAUUUUCUAAGAGAAACUCAACCACCAUUUGCUCUGGCAUGGCGCAAAGCAGCCCACAGCUUGAUAUUCAGGUGCUUCAUGACCUCCGACAACGUUUCCCUGAAAUUCCAGAGGGUGUGGUGUCUCAGUGCAUGUUACAGAAUAAUAACAAUCUUGAAGCCUGUUGCCGAGCCCUUUCCCAGGAGAGUAGCAAAUACUUGUAUAUGGAAUAUCAUAGUCCAGAUGACAACCGAAUGAAUAGAAAUCGCCUUUUACAUAUUAACCUAGGUAUCCAUUCUCCUGGUAGCUACCACCCAGGAGAUGGAGCUCAACUUAAUGGUGGUCGAACACUGGUACAUAGCUCAAGUGAUGGACAUAUAGAUCCACAGCAUACAGCAGGUAAACAGCUAAUCUGUUUAGUUCAAGAACCACACUCAGCUCCAGCUGUUGUGGCUGCUACUCCCAGCUACAAUCCAUUUUUUAUGAAUGAACAGAACAGAAGUGCAGCUACUCCACCUUCACAGCCACCUCAACAACCAUCUUCCAUGCAAACAGGAAUGAAUCCAUCUGCUAUGCAAGGGCCUUCACCACCACCACCACCUCCAUCAUAUAUGCACAUACCUCGGUAUAGUACAAAUCCAAUUACUGUUACAGUAUCUCAGAAUCUCCCUUCUGGACAGACUGUACCAAGAGCUUUACAGAUUCUUCCACAAAUUCCAAGCAAUCUCUAUGGUUCUCCUGGUUCUAUUUAUAUUAGACAGACAUCUCAGAGUUCAUCAGGAAGACAAACUCCCCAAAGUACUCCAUGGCAGUCCUCACCACAGGGCCCAGUCCCUCAUUAUAGCCAACGUCCUUUGCCUGUUUAUCCACACCAACAAAACUAUCAACCUUCUCAGUAUUCUCCCAAACAGCAGCAAAUCCCUCAGUCAGCUUACCAUUCACCUCCUCCUUCUCAGUGUCCUUCACCCUUCAGCUCUCCACAGCAUCAAGUGCAACCUCCCCAGUUGGGCCACCCAAGCUCCCAUGUGUUUAUGCCACCUAGUCCUUCAACUACUCCACCCCAUCUAUAUCAACAAGGACCUCCUAGCUAUCAGAAGCAAGGAAGUCAUUCAGUGGCCUAUCUCCCAUACACAGCAUCUAGCUUACCCAAAGGUUCCAUGAAGAAGAUAGAAAUUACAGUUGAACCUUCUCAGAGACCUGGAGCAACAAUUACUAGGAGUCCAUCACCCAUCAGCAAUCAGCCGUCUCCACGGAAUCAGCACUCCUUGUAUACAGCCACCACACCACCUUCAAGUUCCCCUUCAAGAGGAAUAUCUAGUCAACCAAAACCUCCAUUUAGUGUUAAUCCUGUGUACAUUACAUAUACACAGCCAACUGGACCUUCGUGUGUUCCAUCACCAUCUCCUCGGGUGAUGCCAAACCCAACUACAGUUUUCAAAAUUACUGUAGGCCGAGCAACAACUGAAAAUCUUCUAAAUUUAGUGGACCAAGAAGAGCGAUCUGCAGCACCAGAACCUAUUCAGCCCAUUUCAGUGAUACCAGGAUCUGGGGGAGAAAAGGGAAGCCAUAAAUAUCAAAGAAGUUCUAGUUCUGGAUCAGAUGAUUAUGCCUAUACACAAGCCUUGCUGUUACAUCAGCGAGCAAGGAUGGAGAGGUUAGCAAAGCAACUGAAACUUGAAAAAGAGGAACUAGAGCGACUGAAGGCUGAAGUUAAUGGUAUGGAGCAUGACCUGAUGCAGAGACGACUCAGAAGGGUCAGUUGUACUACUGCCAUCCCCACGCCUGAGGAAAUGACAAGAUUGAGAAGCAUGAACAGACAACUCCAGAUAAAUGUUGACUGUACAUUGAAAGAAGUUGAUCUCCUUCAAUCUAGAGGAAACUUUGACCCAAAAGCCAUGAAUAAUUUUUAUGAUAACAUAGAACCUGGCCCAGUUGUACCACCAAAACCAUCUAAAAAAGACUCCUCAGACCCCUGUACCAUUGAGAGAAAAGCCCGAAGAAUUAGUGUGACUUCCAAAGUACAGGCAGAUGUCCAUGACACCCAGGCAGCAGUUGCAGAUGAGCUUCUAAGUGGCGCCAAACAAAGUCCUCGGACACAACCCCGAGAUGAAGACUAUGAAGGGGCUCCAUGGAAUUGUGACAGCUGCACCUUUCUCAACCACCCUGCACUGAAUCGCUGUGAGCAGUGCGAGAUGCCACGGUACACUUGAAUUCAGAAGAGUCUGCACCAGGUUGAGAGUGAUACUUUGAGCACCCACCAGAAGAAAAGGAAACCUUGGGAGUCUGUUCACCUGCCCAGCCUUUUCAUUUCCGAUUGCAUGCGGGGGGAGGAGGAGGAGGAAUGGCACUGGGAGUCAAUGUGCUCACAAAAGGAAAAAGAGGGAGGGUUUUUUUUGUUUUCUGUUCUUGUUUUUGGCUUUCUUAACUCAUUACAGAGUGAGAGAAAGAAGGGGAUACUUGAAACUGGGAAAGGAUUCACUCCUGAAAGAAUGUACACAGGGGAGUCAAGAGCUCUUCUGUUGAAUCCCAGUUGUUAAAGUUAUUGCUGAGUGGCCCGUACUUUUUAAAGUGGAACUUUGUAUUGUGGGAUGAAAUGUUACAGUUUAUGCAGACAAACUGUGAAUUCCAGAGCAGACUUAACAUGGUCACCGCUCUUUGGAAACCAAGGCUCCCUGUGCUUCUUCCCAGCUGCUUCCUAUAAAGAGAAGUACAGGAAAAAGCACCUAGAAUGUGGGUAUUUUAUCUUAUUUUUUUGGCAAAAUAAUGAGGGUUUUUUUGUAAUUGCUGCUUUUUUCAGGGGUAAUUUCAAACACACGUACAUACAUAAAUAAGAUGUUUUAAAAUGUGAUUUGUAGCAGUCAGGAAUUGGGCUUAUCAGGCACAUAGGGGGAAAGUACAAUCAGAGGGGGUAAGUUCCCUUGGCUUGUACAAUGGUUCACUGAGCUACAUCAACACUGGUAACUAAGACCUACUUAUGCCGCAUAAAAGGCAGAUUUUUAAGUUACUGUAUGCUUUUAUUAGGCCCUUAGUUUUAAAAAUAAACCCUUACAAACUAUGAUUUGAUAAGUGACAUUUUCAUAAAACUGUGCUCGACCAAUAGCACAGUGAAUGUAUGCCAAAUACCAGUCCAUUCCAAAAUUAGUUUGGAAAUCUUGAGCUCAGAUGUGGUUCUUAAGAAAUGUUUGCAGUCCAUAGGGCCCUUUUGUCCCUCCUUUCAAUUUUAUGAUGAAUUCAUGAUGUUUACAGCACAGAUAAUACUUUGUGCCAUAAUCCUAAUUUAGCUGAAAAAAGUCAACAUGAGCUGUUCAGUAAAGAUUUAUUUGCACAUGUUAAUAAGCCAACGUGAGGGAAAUUAGAGUUGGCCUGUAUCAUGUAGCACACUGCAUUAUUUGAGCAAGAGAAUGCUAUGAAAUUAAGAAAUCCUAUGGGGCUGGGAUUAUAGCCUAGUGUGUACAAGGCUCUAAGGUUGAUCCUAAGCACUGCAAUAUAUAUCAAGAAAAUAAUGAGUACAGAAUACUUUGAAACAAGCAACCUUUUAACCUUAACAUUACUACUUUAAGAAAUCACUGGAUUUGCUUAAUGGUAAAGGAUUAUUUCUUAAAGAAUUUUUGGACUGAACAAAUGAAUUAUGUGACUCAUCGGGAUGGAUCAAUGGAAAAAAUUGCUACUAGCACAUUUAAGUUCUCUGCCAUUGUUGAAUUUCCUUCUUGGCUCAAAAUGGGAUUAUGGAGUCCCCUCCAUUUUGUUGAGUAUAAAUAAAGAGCAAUAAAUUUGAUAGGUUUUCCCAUUCUGUAUAAUUUUAUGUAAUAUUCUAAACUUAGGAAUACCAGGUUUGCCCCCUUUUCUGGCUGUGUACACACACAUAUAUAAACAUGCACUCUUUGUGCAGUCAUUGUAUUCUAAUUUAGCAGUAAACCUUGACAGACCUGGAAAAACAAAAGCUGCACUUAAUAUAAGCAUAAUGAAACCAAAGGUAUAACUCAUCAUCAUAGCUUUCCAUCAAAAUCAUAACUUUUUACACUGAGUAUAGCUUUGAAAGCAUUUUUUUCAUGUGUGGAAAACUCCCCAAAAUAUAUACACUUGUUUCCCCAAGUAAACCUGGUUAGAUAAUUACACUGAUAAAACAUCUUUCAUACAACAACUGUGGAAAAACUGUGAAAAUUAUGGUGAGAAAGACAGAUUUAAGAGCAUCAGCCUGGAAAUGGUAUUCUUCAGAGGCUUUUAUAACACUGGUUUCUGUCCAUCACCAAUAACAGUCUAGCGGUCCUACUAUCCUGUAAGAUGCGUUUGUAUUGUUUCAUAUUGUGUUAGUGAUGGUCAGCCCUAUUUGGUGUCAUGAGACAACUUGGGGGAGAUUUUAUACACACACACACACACACACACACUCACUCAUACAUACAUGUACACUGCUCCGUAUUCUUGUGAAAAGGUUUACCAGUAUUCAUAGUGAUAUGCUGAAGUGGCAGCAGUUAUCUUGGCAGUUGUGAAUUGAAAAUGAAAGUAGCAUGUCUGAAAACAGUCUGAUGCUUUAUUAAAACCAUGUAGAUGACUUAAAACUAUUGCAUGACAAUACAUCAAGGUAAAUAAACUGUUAUCAUACAGUAGAUGCAUGGUUUCAAGCCCUUUGAUGACAUAUAUAGUCUACCAUUGCUUUCACCUGCCAGGAAAAAUGAGGAAAUAGUGGAUCUGCUAGGUGUGGAGGGUGGGGUAUGAGAAAUCAGAGAUUGACUUUAAGGAAGUUUUGUACACAUUACUUUUUAAUUGUGCACAGGUUUCAUAUGCCACUAUUGGCUGCAUUCAGUUUGUAAAAAUGAGUAAAAUAAUUUGACACUGAUAAAUUUGAUAUAUUUAACUGUGUCCCAUAUGCUUUUUGCAUAAGACCAGUUUGAUUAAGAAUUCACCCCAUUUUCAAGGUGCUUUUUCAGAAGGAUCUCUUGUCAGAUUGGUAUGCAUAAGCACUUGGCAUAUAAGUGGUGGAUAUAAAAUCGGGUGAUUCCUGGCUACAGAGUUGCCUCUGCUCUUGGAUCAGUUAGUAUACUCCUGUUCUUGUAAGAGGCUUGCUUUCUUAAAAACACUAGUUUGGAGUAUCUGGUAUUAUAUACAUUUUACAUCAUUUCACUGUUUUAUAAACUGGGUUUUUAGAAAACACAUUUGUCAUCGUGUUAAAAGAACAUUGCCCCUUAAAUUUGGGACUUCUUAAAAAGUGUAAAGUGGUAAUAGAGGAGCAGAAACUUAUAAGCAUUGUAUAUUGUUUUGAUAUUGACCUAGUUUGGGAGAAAGUAGAGGCAAGGGAUUUUAAAGAAAUGCAUUGUAAAAAUGUAGUUUUAGAGCAGAUUAAUGAUGGUGGGGGAAAAGUGUUGCUAAUUUGCUUAUUUCCCAGAACAAAUGGGAAGUAUAAGCAGUUUAAUUUUUAAGGAGCUGGUCUCAACUUUAGUACUUUUGAAUUAUGAAUGAAAUCGAUGUUUCUUUAAAUUUUGUCAGUUGCUUUAUCACAGUUACCUAGGGUUCAUAUCCAACUUUUGUCCCAACUCCAUAUUAUGUAGUCUUUUAAAAGGUAAUUGUAAUGUCUUUCUGACAGUAUAAACAGAAAGCAAGAAUAUAAGGCAUAGAAGAAUUGUCCUUUAAAAAUAUCAAUGAUGUAUCCUGGAAUGUGAAGCUGACCCUUUAUAGUUAUAAAUUGAAUUAUUUUAAUAUUGUACCACUGUUAGAUCUUGAGUGAGCCCAUGUUACAGUGUGUGUGUGUAUCUGUAGAAAGAAGAAAAUGACUAUUAAAAUGUUACUUUUAAAAAUCUGAAUUGGGCACCACUGCCUGUGUUGCACCACUACUGUAUCUUUUUGAAAGAAUUAACAGUAUUUUCCUAUUGUGAAAGUUAAUUCUGAUGUUUUCACAUUCACUAGACUGUUUUUCUGUAUUAUUUGCAUCCCCAAAUAUUUAAUACACAUAGAUUCUGCAUGGCUUGGGCAUUCAGAGAUUUAGAAUGAUGACUCAAUUUUAAUUUCUAAAGCCAUGAAAAGUUGCUUUGAGACUGAACAAUUCUGAAUUCUUAUUUAUAAAUAACAACACCCACUGUCCAUGUUUCUUUCCCUACUGUAAAGGAAUUGAUCAGUUUCUUCAUUAAAGCAGCAAAAACUUAUUAAAUCUUGUAAAUACCAUGUGUCUUUUAGAUUUCUGUGUAUGCUGUGAAUGAAGUUAUUUUGAAAUGAAAUUGUACAAAGGCAUUUUUAAAGGCUAUGCAUGCAUCGUACCUCCAAACAGUACAUAUUCAGAAAGUCAAAGAUUUCUGCAAAAUAAAUUAAUAAACUAAAGCA